Molecule: messenger RNA, 5321 nt
Organism: Doryrhamphus excisus (bluestripe pipefish)
Lineage: Eukaryota; Metazoa; Chordata; Actinopteri; Syngnathiformes; Syngnathidae
Gene: atp10b
Product: ATPase phospholipid transporting 10B
Biological process (GO): phospholipid translocation
Cellular component (GO): plasma membrane
Molecular function (GO): ATP hydrolysis activity; magnesium ion binding; ATPase-coupled intramembrane lipid carrier activity
Source: RefSeq, a predicted model, not a curated record
UCGACACACACACACACACACACACACACACACACGGGUAGCGGAGUGAGAAUGGGAAGAAAGUGAACGUGCUGACAAGGAAGGAGACUUCUACCAUGGGGUGGUGGAGCCCUCUGUCCCUGAUGAGGGACUCCCUCAGAGGUCAAAGGGCACGUGAUAAAGACCUCCGCCACUUGGUGUCUAAUCUUCCUUACGAGGGCCUGGAGAAGAAGAAGCAACCCAACCGCUACUUUCCCGGGAACGCCAUCAAAACCACCAAAUACACCUUGCUCUUCUUCAUCCCGGUGAACCUCUUUGAGCAGUUUCACCGCCUCGCCAACGUCUACUUCGUGGGUCUCGCGAUUCUCAACUUUGUCCCGGUCGUGAACGCGUUCCAACCCGAGGUGGCUCUCAUUCCCAUUUGUGUCAUCCUGUCGCUCACCGCGCUCAAAGACGCCUGGGAGGAUUUCAGGAGGUACCAGUCGGACAAGAAGCUCAAUAACUUACCGUGCUUCAUCUACAGCAGGAAAGACAAGAAGUUCAUGGAGCGGCGUUGGAAAGACGUGCAAGUGGGUGACUUCUUGAAGGUGCUUUGCAAUGAAAUUGUCCCCGCAGACCUGCUGCUCCUGCACACAUCGGACGCCGACGGUGUGUGUCACAUCGAGACGGCCAAUCUGGAUGGAGAAAGCAACCUCAAGGAGAGGAGGGCGGUGGCCGGCGUCUGCGUCACGGAGCCCGACUUUGACCCUGAAAGUUUCAGCAGCAUCGUGGUGUGUGAGAAGCCCAACAACAAUCUCAAUCACUUCAAGGGUUAUGUGGAGAAAGAAAACAAAGACAAAGUGGGUGCUGGAAUAGAGAGUCUGCUGCUUCGAGGCUGUACUGUCAGAAAUACGGACCAUGCCGUUGGCUUUGUGGUCUAUGCAGGCCACGAAACCAAGUCAAUGCUGAACAACAACGGGCCGAGAUACAAGCGCAGCAAACUAGAGCGGAAACUGAACGUGGACGUCAUCUUUUGCGUCAUUCUCCUCCUCGCCAUGUGUCUGGUCGGAGCAGUAGGUCACUACUUUUGGCGACAGACGCUACCCGGCGUGCCCCCUUACCUGGUCCCCGACAGCAGCGGUCACCUGGACGGUCCCAGUCUCUCCAGCUUCUACAUGUUCUUCAGUAUGAUCAUAUUGCUGCAGGUUUUGAUACCCAUCUCGCUUUAUGUUUCCAUCGAGCUGGUGAAGAUAGGCCAGAUCUUCUUCAUUAUGAACGAUAUAGAUCUUUACGACGAAGACACAGAUAGUCGUAUUCAGUGUAAAGCCUUGAACAUUACAGAAGACCUGGGUCAGAUUGAGUACAUCUUCUCAGACAAGACCGGAACGCUCACGGAGAACAAGAUGGUGUUUCGGCGUUGCUCCAUCAUGGGUACAGAGUACCCGCACGAAGAAAACGCCAUCCGUUUGGCUGUUAUUGAUGAGCAAGAUUCCGAAGAGGAGGUCAUCUUCCACCAGCAGCCCCCGCAGCCUGGAUGGUCUCUGGACGUUGAGGACGGCAGCCCUGAAGGCACCGCACAUCAUCACCAUGGAAGCAGACACAAGAGCAAGUUUGCAGGAAACGCCCAGAGCAACGUGGCCUUCAGCAGUCCGCUGGAAACGGACGUGAUUCCAGACAGGAAGCUGCUCCAGCAGGUCAGCAUUGCAGCGAGAAGCAGCAGCGUCCGGAAGAUGGAUCCAUACCUGGACUUUUUUCUGGCUCUCGCCAUUUGCAACACGGUGGUGGUUUCCAUGGCAACAGCUCGGAGACAGAGGACACAAGAGCAGCCAUGUUCCUUCCAACCAAAUAAUCCCCUGGAUGACUUCUCCAACUUUUUGAAGAGAGCGGCUUCAUUUCGGAACAUAUUUACAUCCAAAACCAAAAGGAACCGAACCUUUUCAGAGACCUCGUUCAAAGAGUAUGACGGAUUUAACCCCGCUACAAAAGCCGACGACUCGGGAGUUUUGACAUCACAUGAUCAGAACGGCGAGCCCAGCACGGUGUGCUAUCAGGCGGAGAGUCCAGACGAAGCGGCUUUGGUGUACGCCGCCAAAGCGUAUGGCUUCACUCUGCUGAGUCGCACCCCCGACAGUGUGACUGUGAGGAUGCCAUCUGGACAGAAUCUGGUCUUUGAGGUUCUGGAUACUCUCGCCUUUGACUCCAAUAGGAAGAGAAUGUCUGUUCUGGUUCGACACCCGAUCACUAAAGAAUUGGUGCUGUACACCAAAGGUGCGGACUACGCCAUCAUGGAGCUGCUUGGUGCACCAUAUGCUGAACAUCUCAAAGGAAGUCAGAAGAAUAUUGUUAAAGAUACUCAAUAUCACGUAGACGGCUACGGUAAAGAGGGCCUGCGUACGCUUUGCUUCACUAAGAAGGUACUGAGCGCCAAACACUAUGAAGACUGGUACGCGAGCAGACAGAGAGCAAUGGCCGCCAUCGACGGCAGAGAGCAGCUCAUUACGGACACCGCCGUGCAGCUGGAGACGAACCUCACCCUGCUGGGGGCGACAGGUAUUGAGGACCGUCUGCAGGAGAGCGUUCCAGACACCAUCCUGGCGCUGCGGGAAGCGGGGAUCAAGGUGUGGGUGCUGACUGGUGACAAGCCGGAGACAGCUGUCAACAUCGGCUACGCCUGCAGGCUGCUGGAAGAUGAAGACCUGGUGAUUAACAUGAGCUGCAAAAACAAGCUCAUAUGCGCCUCGAUCCUGGAUUGCACUCUGGAGGAGGUGAAGAGGUACGAAAACGACCCCCGUAACGUGGAUACGACGCCAGAUAUCUCUCUGGUGAUCGAUGGACGCACCCUGGCCAUGGCGCUGUCUCCGGAUCUGCAGGACCGAUUUGUGGAGUUGGCAAAGUGUUGCCGUUCCGUGCUCUGCUGUCGAGUCACGCCCUUGCAGAAGAGCGGCGUGGUGAAGAUCGUCAGGGAGAAGCUCAGGGUCAUGACGCUAGCUAUUGGUGAUGGUGCCAAUGAUGUUAACAUGAUCCAAGCUGCUGAUAUUGGGAUCGGCAUAUCUGGUCAGGAAGGAAUGCAGGCAGUCAUGUCGAGUGAUUUUGCAAUAUCUCGCUUCAAACACCUUAAAAAGCUCCUGCUGGUCCACGGACAUUGGUGCUACACUCGUCUGGCCAAUAUGAUCAUUUACUUCUUCUAUAAGAAUCUGGCCAAUGUCAGCCUUCUCUUCUGGUAUCAGUUCUACUGCGGCUUCACAGCGGCCACCAUGUUGGACUACUGGUUGCUGAUUUUCUUCAACCUCUUCUUCACCUCAGCGCCCCCCAUUAUGUUUGGGAUCAUGGACAAAGACGUUUCGGCGGAGGUGCUGCUCGGCGUGCCUGAGCUCUAUAGGACUGGCCAAGGUGCAGGGGUAUAUAGAUUUUCCACCUUCUGGAUUUCCAUGCUUGAUGCCUUCUAUCAGAGUCUGAUUUGCUUCUUUAUUCCAUACCUGGUUUACCAGGAUUCGGACGUUGAUGUUUUUACAUUCGGAACUCCUUUGAAUACAGUUUCCUUAUUUACCAUUCUGCUACAUCUAUCGAUAGAGAUCAAAGCAUGGACGGUGGUCCACUGGAUCAUCAUGGUGGGCAGCGUUGCGGUCUACCUGGUCGUGACGCUGCUAUACACUUCCUGCGUUACUUGCAACUCGUACUGGACGCUCCAGAAACAGAUGAUAGACCCUGUUUUCUACCUUGUCUGCAUCCUCACAACUGUGGUGGCCCUACUGCCGAGGUAUGUGUUUCACGUGAUGAGGAACUCUAUCGCCCCCACUCCCAUUGUGCAAGCCAGGCAUCUGGACCAACUGGCUCCCUCCACCAGAGAAGAGUGGAUCAAAGAGUGGAGAGAUUUCAGAGGUGGCGGCAAGGUCAAACGCUCUGAGCUGUCCACGCCACCGUUACCUGUCCUGGAUUUGACUCCCCAGUCAUUAAACACUACAAAUUUUCUCGGGGAUGAAAUCACACUGAAAUCUUACACAUAGUGACUAAUACGAAGAAGAUAAUUUAUUCAGAAUGGAUGUAACUCCUUUUGUGGAAUGUUUUCUCAUCAUCACCAGGAAGAGAAAUCCUCACUGAGUUUUGCAUGUGAAAUAUCAUUGAUGGACUAAAAAAAAAAAAAAAAAAAAAAAAGCUUGUUGAACCUUUCUCCUUUACUCAUAAGCUGUCACAGUGAACACGUAAGCCUGUUACAUUCUUGAUGGGAUUUUAGGGCACAUAAUAAGACAUGCUAAGAGCGGAGAAUAGUCAAAUGUGUGUUCUGUAAAUGACACUUGCCUAUAUGAUGGAAUCUAUAGUCGUUAAGGCUGGUCCUGCAACUACACUGUAAAUAUUUUUUACAUUUCCUGUAACAAACUGUGUGUGUUAAACUCUUCAGAUGCAUAGUUAAUACAAGAAAAGGUUAAUUCCUUAUCACAGGGAAAGGAUUAUGGAAAUUCAAUGCUUCAGCACAAUCCCCGUGUAAGAAAAAAAAAAAAAAAAAAGAGGGGGUUGACUUUUCAUUGGCAUACUUCAUUAUAUAGCAGCAGUGGUAGUUAUGUAAUGUCCCGCAACUUGCUUUUUGAUCACUGCUGCCCUCUAGUGUUGGAUUGGAACAACUGCAGAAAUGUCAAACAGGGCCUAUAUAAAGAACUCUAAUGAGGAAGUCAUAUCUGAUUUGAACCAUACAUAGUCAUCAUUUUUAUUAAUUAAUAAACAUUAAUAGGGAGCACGGUGAUCGAGUGGUUAGCGUGCAGACCUCACAGCUAGGAGACCAGGGUUCAAUUCCAGCCUGGGCCAUCUCUGUGUUUCUCUCCGUGCAUGCGUGGGUUUUCUGGGUUUUCUUUAUGAAUGUGAGUGUGAAUGGUUGUUUGUCUAUAUGUGCCCUGUGAUUGGCUGGCCACCAGUCCAGGGUGUACCCUGCCUCUCGCCUGAAGAUAACUGGGAUAGGCUCCAGCACCCCUCGCGACCCUCAUGAGGAUAAGCGGUAAAAAAUGAAUGAAUGAAUGAGUUCUCCUAUUUUGUGUGGAAGUGGUAACUUUUUGGCUUCUUAUUUUGUCUUCCCCCACCCUCGGCCAUCUCUGUGUGGAGUUUGCAUGUUCUCCAUGGAUACUCCCAUUUCCUCCCACAUUCCCAAAACAUGCAUGUUAUAUUAAUAGGUUUAUUUUCCCUAAAAAAUAUCUGAGGUUAGCUUGGUAUGUUUGAAAAGGUCUUUAUUUUUCUCAAGCUGCAGAGAAAUAAAAUGGUAAAUAUUCGGAGCGUCAUAAGGAUUGAAAGAUGGUUGGGGCUUCAUUAAAGUUAUGGGAUAUAUUUCUUUAUUAAUAUAUAACAAAAGAGUUAUCAAAAGACAUAUUUUCUUCCCCUUG